This is a messenger RNA of Oreochromis aureus, 963 nucleotides long. RefSeq lists its product as uncharacterized. The transcript is spliced from 2 exons. The coding region runs from base 97 to 855 and encodes 252 amino acids. NCBI's taxonomy places the organism in Eukaryota, Metazoa, Chordata, Actinopteri, Cichliformes, Cichlidae. The record is from RefSeq and is a predicted model, not a curated record.
CCAUCAGGAGCAUUUGUGAGGAGUUCAAGAUGAAAAUGUGAGUAAAAUUGGACACCUACCAAUAUGGUUGCAAAUUUUGUGAAUUUUCCUUAAUGGAUGGUUAAAAACGUGAGCAGACUCUUAAUAUUAAAUCAGAAGAUCCUUAUUAUAGUCAUGGUGGGUUUUGUUGUUGUGUCUUACAGGUUGAGUCCUGCAGAAGUUGCAUUCCUUAGGGAGUACUGUACCACCAUGAAGCCACUGGUGAAAGCUUCAAACAUCCUUCAGUCUGAGUCCACUUCCUUUAUGGGAUGGCUCCUGCCAGUAAUCCAACAACUACUGUCCAAACAUAGCAGGCUGGAGACAUCAAGCAAGACAUGCGUGCCACUCAUCAGAGCCCUGCAAAAUGGCCUUCAAAAGCGUUUUGGACCGAUGAUGGAGGAUCCAGAGUUGGCUGCAGCUGCAGUCCUCUUACCCAAGUUCAAGACUUCCUGGACUGACAGAGCAGAUGUAAUAGAGGCUGCCUUGACAUACAUCAAACAACAUCUUGAAACGAUGGAGCAUGAGAGUGAGGAUCAGCAAAGAGAGUCAUCUGAUGAAGAUGAAUUCUUCUCCAGACCAAUCUCCAGAAGGCUGCAAAGUGCAGUUGAGCUUGAUGGUUAUCUUGCUUGUGCCACAGACACUAUGGAGCUGCUGCACUCCUUCUCAGCCAUCAAAAACCUCUCUUUUAAACUGAACACAGCUCUGCCUGCUUCUGCCGCGUGUGAACGACUUUUUAGCUGUGCUGGUUUACUCUUCACAGCCAAACGAAGUCGGAUAGCCUCUGUUAAUUUAGAAAACCAGCUCUUGCUGAAACUGAACAAAAGGUUCAGAAAGUAAAGUGUGACAGAAAUGCUAAGAGUUUAAGACACUUACCUGCCUGUUGUUCAGUGUAUGGGGAAAAGUUUAAACGGUUUACGCAUGUUCAGAAACAUUUUUGUCAUUGUU